AUUUUCAUCAAAAUGGGGCUGCUUAACAUACUCAGAAAAUUGAGGUCUAAUCCCGAAAAGGAGUUAAGGUUACUUCUUUUGGGCUUAGACAACGCCGGGAAAACCACUUUACUCAAGCAACUAGCAUCAGAAGACAUCAACCAUGUGACUCCCACUGCCGGUUUCAAUAUAAAAUCGGUUUUAUCAAACGGUUUCAAACUGAACGUAUGGGAUAUAGGUGGACAGAGGAAAAUACGUCCAUAUUGGAGAAACUAUUUUGAAAACACUGAUAUUUUGAUUUACGUGGUGGAUUGCUCUGAUCAUCAAAGACUGCAGGAGACGGCCCAGGAGUUAGCGGAGUUGUUACAAGAUGAAAAACUGGUUGGUGUCCCACUUUUAGUGUAUGCAAACAAACAAGAUCUCGCUACAGCUCUCCCAGCGAGUGAAAUAGCACAGCACUUAGGCCUGCACCUGAUUAGAGAUAGGACGUGGCAAAUUCAAGCUUGUGUGGCCACGGACGGAACUGGUAUUAAGGACGGGAUGGAGUGGGUUUGUAAGAACAUUCCAGUCAAGAAAGAAAAAUAAUAAUACUGUCAAAAACAUAGGGCUACCACAUAUCGGAAUAGUUUCGGACAUUUUCUAUAAUAACAUAAUGUUAUUCACUUAUGAAAUAAUAACAUUUGCGUUUCUAAGAAUAUAAAUCGUUAUUUAACAAGCACAUUUACUUUAAAUAUGAAAUGUCAGCAAAGGCAAAGGGAAAUUGUGAGAAAGCACACGAGUACGACGCCUAAAAAUGAGUUUAAAUAGAUAUCUCAGAGUGUCUGAUAUAAAUUAUACAUUUUUAUAUUUUUACUAGUAAG
Aricia agestis (brown argus) is the source of this 839-nucleotide messenger RNA. RefSeq names its product ADP-ribosylation factor-like protein 3. Gene Ontology annotation, molecular function: GTPase activity; GTP binding. The record is from RefSeq and is a predicted model, not a curated record. Lineage: Eukaryota; Metazoa; Arthropoda; Insecta; Lepidoptera; Lycaenidae. The coding region runs from base 13 to 564 and encodes 183 amino acids. The transcript has 5 exons. Gene Ontology annotation, cellular component: microtubule cytoskeleton; cytoplasm. Gene Ontology annotation, biological process: cilium assembly.